This is a messenger RNA of Penicillium longicatenatum, 1359 nucleotides long. RefSeq names its product cation diffusion facilitator family transporter. The record is from RefSeq and is a predicted model, not a curated record. Gene Ontology annotation, biological process: transmembrane transport; monoatomic cation transport. The coding region runs from base 1 to 1359 and encodes 452 amino acids. Gene Ontology annotation, cellular component: membrane. Lineage: Eukaryota; Fungi; Ascomycota; Eurotiomycetes; Eurotiales; Aspergillaceae. The transcript is spliced from 2 exons. Gene Ontology annotation, molecular function: monoatomic cation transmembrane transporter activity.
AUGCCGCUGACACAGCCCCUGCGUUGCAGGCUUCGUCCUUCCCUCCACUCUCGAAUCAAGCUCACCCGUGGCUCGGAUCAGCGCCGGGUACUUACCUCCCUGCCUUCGCUCUUCAAUUCUCUGAAAUCUUUCCCCUCCUAUGUUCGACGGUCUUCUGUAACACCACUCCCCAUGACGCAAACCAGAAGCCACGCCGGUCACGGCCAUGGUCACCACCACCACCAUCACGACAAUGUAUAUCUGACUUCUACGAACAAACAUGACGCCGGUGUGCGCAUUACCCGGAUUGGCCUGGUCGCCAACCUCGCAAUGGCUAUUAGCAAAUUUAUUGGAGGCUACGUCUUUCACUCCCAGGCUCUGAUCGCCGACGCCUACCACGCCCUCACCGACUUGGUCUCCGAUUUCUUGACCCUGGGGACGGUCGCAUGGUCCCUCAAACCCCCGAGCGAACAAUUUCCCCACGGUUAUGGAAAAGUGGAGAGCAUCGGCGCCCUGGGCGUGAGCGGGCUGUUACUAUGCGGUGGUGUGUUUAUGGGUCUCAAUGCAGGACAGGUCCUGCUGGCCCACUGUUACCCCGACAUGGCAGAAACUCUCGCUCACAUUGGAAUUUUUGGACAUGGACACGGGCAUUCACACAGCCAUGGUAUUGAGGCAAUGGGCCCUAGUAUUCAUGCAGCCUGGAUAGCCGGCGGAUCAAUUGUCGUCAAGGAAUGGCUUUACCGUGCAACCAUGAAAGUAGCCGAGGAGCGCAAGUCGUCCGUGCUUGCGUCCAAUGCCAUCCACCACCGAAUUGAUUCUCUCACCAGUAUUGUGGCCCUGGCUACGAUUGGUGGAAGUUACGUUUUUCAAGACGCUACCUGGCUGGAUCCGGUUGGUGGUCUUUUAAUCUCCUUGAUGGUCAUUAAGGCCGGCUGGGGAAAUACUAUUACCGCCCUGUUGGAGCUGGCUGAUACCACGGUGGAUGACGAAAUCAAAACUUCCGUGCAAACCGCUGCCACAAAGGCGCUGAAGAAUAUUGAAGACGGUGAGCAGGUGAUUAUCCGCGAUAUCCAGGGUAUGAAGUCUGGUCAAAACUACUUGAUGGAUAUUGAACUUGCCGUACCCGGGGCCUGGGCCAUCACUCGUUCUAGAGUGGUGGAAGAAGCUGUCCGCCAAACGAUCGGCUCAGGUGUUCGUGGGGUGAAACGAGUCAAAGUUCGUUUCAUCCCAGUGGAGGAGCAGGAGCUGACAUUCUCCGAGGAGUUUGUCUCCCAGGAUUCCGGUGCAAACCCCGAGUUUGAAAACCAUGACCAUGCUUCCAGUAGCAUCACCUCUGGGUCUCAUGCUCAUGAGGAUCACACCUCCCACAAGAGGCGCUAG